This is a messenger RNA of Symbiodinium sp. CCMP2592, 2055 nucleotides long. The record is from the annotation of a GenBank genome assembly. Lineage: Eukaryota; Dinophyceae; Suessiales; Symbiodiniaceae.
AUGGUACUUUUUCACGUAGACGCAGAAUGCUCCUGUUGGAGCUGGAGGAAGAUGUCCGGGCUGACGCCCUUGGGUUGCCUGAAAGGUUUGCUCAACGACCCGGACAGUCCGCAGAUACAGACUCGCCGGCUACUGCCUUCGCUCAUCCGGCAAGCACGCUCCCGCAGCCUGCGACUGGUUGAGGGCUUCGUUCCCAAUUUUAUCGACCAUGGCCGCAUUGUGUAUGAUGCCAAAGUCGAAGAUCGAUACAUCUUUGUUCCAGGAGAAUCGCUGGGGAAAGGCAGCUUCGGAGAAGUGAAGGCCGCAACAGACAGGUACACACGAGAGCGCCACGCCGUCAAAUGCGCGGUUAUUGCGAAGGAGGAGCUAGCAGAGGCUUUCGUGCAAGAGGCUGAGAUGCAUCUGAAGCUGGACCACCCCAACGUCUGCAAGCUUCUUCAAGUGUAUGUGACCGAAGGAGCAUGUCACCUAGUGAUGGAGCUAUGUGCUGGAGGCGAGCUGUACGAUCGCUGGGCUGACAAAGGAUACUUCAACGAGGACGAAGCCACGACGGCGGUGAGGCAAAUGCUGCGUGCCUUGACCUAUCUACACUGGCACCACAUCUGCCACAGGGAUCUGAAGCUGGAGAACUGGGUCUACAAAGACAACUGUGUCGAUUCGACCCUGAAGCUGAUAGACUUUGGCUUCGCCAAAGAAUUUUCAGAGGAGAUGCCCAUGUCGGCACUCUUGGGCACCAUCUACUACAUCGCGCCAGAAGUGAUCCGAGGCCACUACAACAACAAAUGCGACAUUUGGAGUUUGGGCGUCAUUGUCUACAUGCUCCUCAGCGGCGAGCCGCCGUUCUACGAUGGCCACUGCGAUGACUGGACGAUGCAAAAGAUCUUGAACGAGCCGCUGGAUGUCUACGGUCCAAACUGGGACGAUGUGUCGGACGAGGCGAAAGACUUUGUGUCCCAGCUUCUCGAUCGUGACGUCUCCGCCCGUCCUGGUGCCCGGGAUGCCAGCCGUCACGAGUGGCUGCAGGAUUUGCUGCCAGGUGGCAUGAGGCGGCAGAUCUCCAACCAACUCAUCAACCAAAAAGUUCUUGAAGACCUGCGGACGUUUGCUUCCAUGAAUGCCAUGAAGCGAGCGACCUUUGGUCUCAUCGCCUACACCAUGGCCGGGGACGCCGACCUCUCGGACCUGGAGUUGGAAUUCCGCAAACUGGACAAAGAAGGCAGUGGCACCAUCCUCAAGGCAGAGCUGGCAGCUGCCUUUGAGAAACAGCUGGGCAUGUCAGCCGAGGAGUCGAACGUCUUGUUUGAUCGACUUGACAUCACCGGGGACCAUGAGAUUGAGUAUAGCGAGUUCAUCGCUGCUGUCAGCGGCAGUCGCUUCAUGUGCAACGAGGCACUGAUCAAGCAGGCCUUCAAGCGUCUGGACCGAGAUGCAAGCGGAGUCAUCACGGUCGAAAACCUGCGUGAGGUCUUCGGCGAUAUGUUCAAUGGCACGAAAGUCGAGGAUAUCAUGAAGCAGGUCGACUACAAACAUACCGGUGUGAUCGACUACGAUGAGUUCGUUCAGGCUAUCAUGGAGCUGGGUCCGGAUGGAAGUCCGGCAAGCAGUCCAGGAGAAUGCAACCUUCGCAAGAGGAUUUCCAGGGCAUACGAGUUCACUUCCGUCGGGCGGAAGACAAGAAAAGGCCGCAAGAUCAUUCCAAAGAAGCCUGGUUUGAUUUACAAGCCGUCGCAGAAGUUUCACGCGGUUCGAACCGCUCAGCAUAGCCAUGGUCAUCAUCAUGGAAUGCCACGUGCUUUGGGCCGCGGUUGGCACACACCGGACAUCUCAAGGCAUCCGAGUCGAGAGUUCAGCCUGGACGAGAUGAAUGUGACGAAGAUGAUGUCUGGGGACUCGGAGCAAAGCCCGGUCCAUGGCUUCAGGCCGCCAGCCCUCAAUCGUGGCUGGCAUACCCCAGACAUCUCUCGACAUCCGAGUCAGGAUUCAUGUGUGGAUGGGGUCUUUGACGUCUCAUCUCUUCCAGUUUCGGCUCAGAUGCGCACAGCUACGACGAUGUGA